This is a messenger RNA of Brassica oleracea var. oleracea, 554 nucleotides long. RefSeq lists its product as uncharacterized. The record is from RefSeq and is a predicted model, not a curated record. The coding region runs from base 119 to 328 and encodes 69 amino acids. NCBI's taxonomy places the organism in Eukaryota, Viridiplantae, Streptophyta, Magnoliopsida, Brassicales, Brassicaceae. The transcript is spliced from 3 exons.
UCGCCGGUUUCAUAGACCUCCGCGACUCGGGUGUAUCAAACCCCAAUCCUGAAUACCCAAAUGCUUAACUGAGUCAACUCGACAGCCUCACAUCCCAACCAAAGACGCUAGUUUUGGAAUGGCACCAUCACGUAACAUCAUUGUAGCCACGGGUCUGGUUGUUUUCGCAUCUGCAGGCUUAGCUUUCCCCUUUUACAUGGCAUCGUCAAAGAAACCAGUGAUUGAUCCAACAAAACCGCUACCUCCGCAAGCAACUUUUAGAGGACCUUACAUCAACACCGGUUCUCGUGAUGUUGGUCCUGACCAUCGAACUUACCCUAAGAAAUAAUCAUCAUCGAGUCAAGACACACAAACUGUAAACAUGAGUUUUCAUUGUCCCCUUAAGAAGAAUUGUUAUGGUAACGCUAUGUUUUAUGUAACGAACGCUAUGAUGAAGACCUUCCCAUAAACACCACCAGACCAGUCUAGCCAUUGAGAUGGUUUUGAUUAAUAUAGCUCGAGGAUUUGAAUACAGUAUGAUGUCAUAAGAAUGUCACCACAAACCAUUUUCAUCA